Messenger RNA from Ogataea haglerorum, 1116 nucleotides. RefSeq lists its product as uncharacterized. Gene Ontology annotation, molecular function: pseudouridine synthase activity; RNA binding. The transcript has a single exon. Gene Ontology annotation, biological process: tRNA modification; mRNA pseudouridine synthesis. Bases 1 to 1116 code for a protein of 371 amino acids. The record is from RefSeq and is a predicted model, not a curated record. Gene Ontology annotation, cellular component: mitochondrion. NCBI's taxonomy places the organism in Eukaryota, Fungi, Ascomycota, Pichiomycetes, Pichiales, Pichiaceae.
AUGUAUCGUCGAGCCCUUAUGGACGGGAUCUUCGCAAUAAAUAAACCUUCAGGAGUCACCUCCAGCAACUUCCUUACGCGUGUGAACAAGAUAUUCAAUGAGUCUGAAGUUUUCAAGCCCGCCCUUGAUGAAAUCAAGAAAGAGCUCUAUAGAACUCAACCUAAGGGUUAUAAGAAGAAGCUUCGCCAACUUAAAGUGAAAAUGGGCCACGGUGGCACUUUGGACCCUCUAGCGUCCGGAGUAUUGAUUGUUGGUGUUGGAUCCGGUACCAAGAAGCUGGGAGGCUAUUUGAAUGGCUCUGUCAAAGUUUAUGAAGCGGAAGCACUCUUUGGCGGGUCGACAACGACUGGAGACUCCGAAGGACAAUUGUUGACAAUUAGCGGAGUAGACCACAUCACAAGGGAGAAAGUCGAAAUGUUGAAGAAGAUGUUUGUUGGUCAUUUGCAGCAGACUCCGCCAAUUUUUAGUGCACUAAAGAUGGAAGGAAUGCCACUCUAUGAAUAUGCUAGACGAGGUUUACCUCUUCCCCGCAAGAUCGAGCCAAGAGAAGUUCAGGUGUUUGAGCUUGAUUUCAAGGAUGACUGUCUCAGCACAGAUCACCCGUAUGAGUUUCUCAAGAGCGAGGUGGAUGAAGAUGGAACGGCACUCGUUGACAAGCUCAGCGGAAAUCCAACGCUGAACGACCAUAAGGUGUCCUUCUCAAAAGAGUACAUGGAACUAUGUGACCAGGAUGAAUCAUUGAGUCGCGAAUGCGAGCCGCUGAGAAUUGUGAAGGAGCUUCCCGAUGGAUUCAAAGCACCACUGCUCCAUUUUACAUCUAAGGUUUCCUCGGGAACAUAUAUACGGUCUUUGAUCAGUGACAUGGGACGUGCUCUUGGCUCAUCGGCAUACAUGGUGAAGCUUAUUCGCCGGAAUCAAGCUGAAUGGGACUUGGAGAAAAACGUCUUCGAUAUAGAGGAUUUUGAGCAAGAUGCAAAAAUUUGGGGGCCCGUGCUAGUGAAAGUGUUCAGAGAGGGGGCCUCUGUAAAUGUGAAGGAAGAACUUGCGGCCUCAGGCAUGGAUGAAAAUACCCAAGGGCACGAACAAGAGUCCAAACGUGCCAAAACGGAAGAUUAG